This is a messenger RNA of Fusarium venenatum, 972 nucleotides long. Lineage: Eukaryota; Fungi; Ascomycota; Sordariomycetes; Hypocreales; Nectriaceae. The record is from RefSeq and is a predicted model, not a curated record.
AUGGAAUUCGAUGAGAACAUGGCACUCAAUUACUCCAACUGUCUUAAUUUCUCGAGAAAUUGCACUAUCGUCGCCGCUUUCGCUCGAACAUGGCUGUCCGAUGAACUAGGAGUCGACGACAAAGCAGUCGCGGCAUACUUUCGCCAAGCUCUCCCUCCCAUGUUGCAACGUCAACCGACUAAUGGGCAGCUGAUCGACUGGUACUAUGACCUUCAAAUCAACGUGAGCUUCAUCCCUUCAUUCGAUGCCUGCCUAGACCCUGUAUGCAAGGCUGUCGACUGGAGUGGUGUACCGGAUAUUCUUGGACCAGGAGCCGUCUUUUCAACUCUUCUACCUGCGCUUUUCAUCUGGAAGAUGCGGCUUAAUCGUCAAGGAAUAACCCCUGGUAGCAGAUUGCGCUGGGUUUUCGAAGUCCAGAACGCCAUAACCGGCAUUCUCAUCAAUACUUGUUUACUUCUCAACUUCGCCAUUGAUAUCGCAGCUAUCGUGGUCAUCGCCCGCCGAGAUUCACUUGGCGAAAGCACUCAAGUUACGCUUGCCUUCCAAUUAACCUUAUUUUCUAUCUUUGGUUUUAUAAUUCUUGCCGUGUAUCCUACAACGAUGUAUGAUACCUUGGAGGCAUAUCCCUUCCCCAUGAUAAUCUAUGGUACCAACAUAGCUCUUUACUUCGUUGUAAUUGGGCUUGCUUUGCCGUCGGCAUCCUUGGAAUAUGUUAACUCUUCAUGGGAGAUUUACUGCUCUUGGGGUAUCAUGUCAAAACUGCCCAGGGGCUGCGAUGGCAAUACGAAAGAGGAAGAGAACCGCUUUAUGAAUCAUAUUCUGGACUUUUGGUCUAGUAAUGUGGGCCCUUCUAAUAAGUAUCACUGUGUUGAGGCAGCUGUUACUAGAGAGAAGUGGUUACAACUCCGAAGAUUCAUCCUGGUCUUUUGGUCAGAUAUUAGCAAUGGGGACGUUUCUCCCGUUGGCUGUUGA